AUGGUUGAUGAUACACCUAGAUGGUUGUUCAGCGGUAUCAAUAUCCUAUCAGUUAUUAAGCUUGCCAUCGAUGUGGUAGGCCUAAGUGAUUUCAAAGAAAAGGGGGUUCUAGAACUAGCAGCGUCGUUAAAGAAACUUCAGUGUUCUCCCAAACCUACUGGUGGUGUUCCUGGUCAACCUAUGAUGCCUAACAAUAUGGAUCCAUCAAGACAAGGUGAAGGUGGGGAGUUUGUUGGAUGGCAAGGACCACCUGGCAUUAGCUCUAUUAACCCAAGGAUGAACUCUCCAAGAGGUCAACCCCUUGGGCCUAUAAAUCCUGGGAACUAUGGAACAAUGAGGCCACCAAUGAAUAGUGCAAUUGGACCGGGAGGACCUGGAAUACUACCUAUGUCAGUACCUGGCCCUGGUGGCAGACCAUGGCAACCUAAUGUAUCAACGAUGAAUUAUUCUUCAGCUUCUCAUGUGGGUCAUCAUGUAAGUUCACUAUCACUUCAUGGGGGUCAUUAUGUAAGUUCACAAUCAUUUCACAAGGGUCAUCAUGGUCCACUGGUGUCUAGUACAGGAACAUCCCUAACACCAAACCCACAAGGUACAGCUGGCACUUAUUCCCCUGCAACUCCAAGAAUAAACACCCCCAACACGCGAAGAGAUGCAUCUAACUCUGGUGGAGAAACGAUGUAUACAAUGAUGAAGCCUGUUCCAGGAGGAAACAUGACAGGGUUUCCGAUGGGUCCUGCUCCUGAUGGUUCAAUGGGUCCUAUUGGAUCUGACAUAGGUCCACCAGUAAUGAACGGCAUGACUUCAGGUGAUGGUUUAGAUGGGAUGAAAGCUUCUCCUGCUAAUGGGCCAGGAACACCAAGAGAAGAUGGACCUCCUAUGAGUGAGUUUGGUAUCCCUGGUUAUGGACAAGAAAAUGAUCAGAAUGAAUCAGCAGCAAUUCUAAAAAUCAAAGAGAGUAUGCAGGAAGAAGCCAAAAGGUUUGAGAAAGACACUCCCUCGGAACACUCAGAAUAUUUCAUGCAGUAGCUAGUGCUGUGUCUACUCUAUCAAACAUUUUGCAGUUUUCCAAGGUGUAAAAAUAUACACAUUACAACAUAACUGGUAAUUCCACCAUAGAAUACCAUAUGAAGCAAUUCCUAAGCCUCAUAGACAGUGGAAUAGGCUUUAACAAACCCUGAAGAUUCUUAUCAGAAUUUCAUUAAUUAGAGCUCAUGUUUCAUUGUGACAAAUAUACAGGAUUGGCCACGUUGACAUAUUCAGCAACUGUUCCAAAUCUGCACCACAACUAGCUGUUUCUCAUGGGAACCAUCUUUUAAUAUGUGUGUUUUUCUUCAUUUAAAAAUAUACAAGAAUUGAAGAGGUUCCAACAUUCUUAAAAUAGUAACUUAAAUGUUUCUGUUUAAUGAAUGUAGACUAGAAAGUUGUUUGUGUGUGUGUAUAUAUAUAUAUAUAUCCCAGCUAUUACCACAAAGAAAAAAACUUUCUUAGAAUUAGUGUGAUUUUAAUGUAGUGGAUGCUGGGAUGUUUAGAUUUCCAUUACUGUGUUUUGUGUACUUCAAUUUGUAUAAAAAAACUUUACUCUGCUGCCACUCCUAUACACAUCCUCAUAAUAAUAUAAGUGUAACUCUUCUCAACCUGUCAAUUAACACAUGCUUAUAAUUAGUGUACUUGACAAAAUACCACUGAAAUUGUAUUAAAAAAAGGGAUCAAAGCGAGUUUAGUGAUCACUAUUGAAGUCUCACCUCUUUUCAAUAUUUUUCUCCUUUAAACUCAUUGAUUGACAUUCAAGUUGAGACUUUGUAAAAGUGGACAUUUCAUUAGAAGCUGGAACUUUAUCUUAAUGUGUAAUGUUCUAUUGAAAUAUACAUUUGGGGGGGGGGGGGGUUAUGCUAUUUCAAGUUGGUGCACUUACUUAUGUAAAAUUUUGUACAGGUGAUUUUUUUGGUAAAGCUUGUGAUCUGAUGAAAUUUUAGAGUUCAUAGAUUUUUUUGUAAAUUGUUUUUCUGUGUUUUUUUUGUGUAAAUAUACAUUGGUUUCAAAUGACUCAAAGUACAUAAUGUACAAAACUUCCUGCUUAUAAAGUGUGUUUUAUAUAGAAGCAAAAUUUUUAAAUCAAUUCAACUCUGUAUUCAUUCAACAUGGAUUGAUUGUCAGCUACUUCUUUCAGUCUUGUUUAUUUCUAGUUAUUUCUCUUAUUUGAGGUGCAUAGUACGUACAUAUAUAUAUAUAUGUGUGUGUGUGUGUGUGUAGGUAGAGAGAGAGAGCAUUUUAUACUGUUACAUUCAAGUUUUCCCUAGAACAAUAAGAUUGAAAAUAUUGUUUAGAUAUUUUAGAUAAAUUGCAAUUUAAAUAUUUAAUAUAUUUAUUGUAUUAACAGUAUUUGAUUUCUUUAUUUUUAAUUUUCAAAAAAUGUUUUUUUAUUAAUGUACUUUAUGACUUAUCAUAAAUGUUAUCUACAUCUUGUUCUACAUUACAUCCAUUACCAACUUUUUCUCUACAUGUAGAGAUCUCAAAAAUCUUAUUGAAAGGUCUUUAAAAGUAACUUUAGAAUACAUACAUGUGGUAAUUUUUACACUGAAUACAGUAAUUUGAAUAUUUUAGCAACAAACAAGGUAGUAAUGUAUUCUGAAACAGUGGGCAGUACCUCUAUGAUAGUAGAAUGUGUUAUUUUUUAACCAUUUUAUAAAUUACUUUGAAAAACAAAUAUUUCUUAAGUUUUACAUAAUUGUAUUUACAUUUGAGUAUUUUGUAAAUUGUGUUUUUAAGAUAAAAAUGCAUCAUCUAUGGAAGUGAGUUAAACUCAUGGCAGGUUUUAAAGUUAGGAAAUAUUAUGGUAAAAACCUUAGAAAUACAUUCAUCGAAAACAUUGGUAAACAUGUUAUAUUAUUGUAUGUAUGCUGAUGUAAAUUUGGUGUGUAAAACUGUAAUAUCUUUCCAA
Limulus polyphemus (Atlantic horseshoe crab) is the source of this 2938-nucleotide messenger RNA. Its product is annotated as single-stranded DNA-binding protein 3-like. NCBI's taxonomy places the organism in Eukaryota, Metazoa, Arthropoda, Merostomata, Xiphosura, Limulidae. Gene Ontology annotation, cellular component: nucleus. The transcript has 13 exons. Gene Ontology annotation, biological process: positive regulation of transcription by RNA polymerase II. The coding region runs from base 1 to 1026 and encodes 341 amino acids. The record is from RefSeq and is a predicted model, not a curated record.